Eriocheir sinensis (Chinese mitten crab) is the source of this 1003-nucleotide messenger RNA. RefSeq lists its product as uncharacterized. The record is from RefSeq and is a predicted model, not a curated record. The coding region runs from base 134 to 535 and encodes 133 amino acids. The transcript is spliced from 4 exons. Lineage: Eukaryota; Metazoa; Arthropoda; Malacostraca; Decapoda; Varunidae.
AGGAGCGUCUGGAAGCUUGGAGCCACACCGAACUCAGCCUCAAGGACAACAACACAGCCCCUGUCCUUCCACUCCGCCGUCUGCGUGACCACCUGCACCACCGCCACCGCCGCCUCCUCCUCUCUCCACCGCCAUGAAAAUGCCCCGCACGCUGAGCCCCGCCCUGGUCCUCCUCGCCGCCCUCGUUGCAGUCACCGCAGCGCAGGGUUUCUACUCCCAGCGGUACGGCAAGCGCGGCGCCGACACCAGGCAGGUCACAGAAAGAUCCGGCUUCUAUGCUAACCGGUACGGACGUUCUCAAGGGGUUCCGGAGAUCAAGGUCAGGUCCUCCCGGUUCGUUGGCGGCUCCAGGUACGGCAAGAGAUCCGGCGUCCCUGCCCUGAGCGAGGUUCCUGUUCCCGUGGGCGUUGAGAGCGAGGAGGGAGAGCUUGGGGCGCCGCUUCUGGUCGGGGAGUCCGUCGUCUGCCUCCUGGUCGACGUGCCUGACCUCUACCGUUGUCUGAAAAAACCAGCGUCCGAGGAAUCCACCAACUAAACCGUGACGAGAGACUUCAACAAACAGAGGAGGGGCAGCAGGAACUAGAGGAGGAGGAGAAGAGCGAUAAGGACAAGGAUGACCAGGAGACGGAGGAGGAGCACUGCGCCUUUUGAUUCUUGGGAGUGACGAAGUAGCCCGCUCGACAGCCCCACCACGCCACAUGCUCGCCCUAACCACAAACUAUCUUUCCCGAGUGUCCAUAUACACAUCCAUCAAGCUUUCUAAUUACAAAGAACGAUAAAAGUCUAGGGUCAAAUUUCUCUUAAUCUAUCCAUGACGACCAAGCAUUCCCAGGGUCAACCUAUACUUUGUCUCGAGGCAGAAAUUAAAAGAGAAGCUAAAUUUUAAAGAAUUCAAGCUGAGGGAGAGAAAGAAGGCACUGUAUCAAGUUUAUAAGGUGUAAAUAUUUAUAUAUGUACUUAAAACGACGGAGAUCAUUGCCAAAUUAAAAGUUCCUGACCCCUA